Molecule: messenger RNA, 1268 nt
Organism: Cheilinus undulatus (humphead wrasse)
Lineage: Eukaryota; Metazoa; Chordata; Actinopteri; Labriformes; Labridae
Product: claudin-15-like
Exons: 5
Coding region: 124-792 (222 amino acids)
Biological process (GO): bicellular tight junction assembly; cell adhesion
Cellular component (GO): bicellular tight junction; plasma membrane
Molecular function (GO): structural molecule activity
Source: RefSeq, a predicted model, not a curated record
GGAGACACAACACAAACACUUCCUUCAAAAUAAGAGCCUCUGAUUUUUUUUAACAUUCUAAUUAUUUGAAAUUAAACUAGAUCUGGGAUUAUUUUUUUCUGACUGCCGUGCCGAGGAGGGAUCAUGGAUCCGAUUGUGGAAGUAGUGGCUUUUGUUUUAGGGUUCAUCGGCUGGGUGAUGGUCGGGGUCGCCCUGCCAAACCGUUACUGGAGGACCUCCACCGUGGAUGGAAAUGUCAUCACCACCUCCACCAUCUAUGAGAACUUGUGGAUGUCAUGUGCGACGGAUUCAACUGGGGUCCAUAACUGCAGGGAGUUCCCUUCUCUGCUGGCUUUAAGUGGGUACAUCCAGGCAUCUCGUGCCCUUAUGAUCACAGCCAUAGUCAUGGGCACCUUUGGUCUAGUAGCGGCCCUGAUAGGAAUGCAGUGCUCAAAGGCUGCAGAAGACAACGUUGUGCUCAAAGGGAGGAUUGCUGGCACUGCUGGAGUCCUUUUCAUUAUGCAAGGUUUGUGCACAAUGAUCUCAGUGUCCUGGUACGCCUUCAACAUCACUCAAGACUUCUUUGACCCGUUCUAUCCUGGGAUAAGGUAUGAAAUAGGUGAAGGACUUUACAUCGGCUGGUGCUCGGCUGUGCUCGCCAUUGCCGGAGGAGCCUGUCUCACCUGCUCCUGCAAAAUAGGCCAAGAGGAAAAAUACCCUUUGCCUUAUCAGGCCAGAGGAACUGUAUAUUCUGGACCAGCACAGAGCAGAAGCGUGGCUGCAAGUACUUAUGGCCGGAACGCUUACGUUUGAAAUUCCAGGCUGGAACUUUUUUAUCAUCCAUUUGUUGAUAGGCUGAAGUUUUUUUUUUACAUCUCAUACUGAGCUUCUUUCCAAGACUUUGGAAGCUUCGUGUCUGUUAAAUGUUCAGUGAUAGGAGCAACACUUCUGAGCUGUAUUUAGUGAAAAUAUUUAGUAUGUAUUUUGUAAAAUCACAGCAUGUAAUGAUAGUAUUAAGGAGCUUGUAAAGUGCAAAGGAACCACAGACAGACAGUACACUUACAUUGAUUCUAUUUAUGUUUGCCUCUUACAUUUGCAUACACUCUUUUCUGAAGGUUUUUAAUCACUUUAAAAUCUACCUGCACACUUUAAAGACUGUUGUAAACAUUUCCAUUAACUGUUAUAAUCCAUCUUUUAUGUUUGUGUAUUUUGUACAGUUUUAUAGUUAGUGACAGUGAAAGAGAGAAGUUUUCUUUAUUGUUUCUUUUUGUUUUUUAUACGAUUGUACA